UUCCGUUGGAUUCGCCCCUCUCUCUCUCUUCUCAUCUCCGAGAUCGAUCGGAGAGAUGAGGAGAGAAAAGGGGAGGUUCAUGUCGCCGCCCGUGCUCCUGGUGAUCUCGCUGAUCGGAUUCGUGUACUACACUACGGUGUUCAUCUUCAUCGACGACUGGCUGGGGCUCGGCACCGGCCCCGGCCUCCUCAACGCUCUGAUCUUUAGCUGGCUUGCCUUCAUGUGCUUGUUCUCGUUCUUUGUCACCGUCCUCACCGAUCCAGGCGGCGUCCCUCCCUCUUUUGCUCCCGAAACGGAAGACCCCCAGAAGGAUGGUGAAUGCUUAAGAUAUUGCGAUAAGUGUAGCUCUUACAAGCCUCCACGAGCACACCACUGUCGGGUCUGCCGUCGGUGUGUGUUAAAAAUGGAUCAUCACUGCGUGUGGAUAGGUAAUUGUGUGGGAUAUGCAAAUUAUAAGCCCUACAUUGUCUGUGUCUUGCAUGCAGCCAUGGCAUCUAUAUAUUCUAUGGUGAUAUUUGUGACCAGUAUUCUUGGAAAGGAUCAUGAUUUCAAAGGAAUCUCUAAUAAGAUAUUCUAUAUCCUGUGCGCUUCAGUCACCAUUAUGUUGAGCUUGGCUUUCGGCAGCCUACUGGGUUGGCACAUUUAUCUCCUGACACAUAACUUGACGACGAUAGAGUAUCGAGCAGCAGUAAGAGCAAUGUGGCUUGCCAAGAAAAGUGGCCAGAAGUACCAUCACCAGUUCGAUCUUGGCAUAUAUAAGAAUCUCAUCAUGAUUCUGGGUCCAAAUAUCCUGAAAUGGUUUUGCCCCGCAGCAGCUGGCCAUCUUAAAGAGGGAACACAGUUUCCAAUAUCAAAAGUCGACGGUCAGCACCCCGAUUCUUAAACCUUUCAAUUGCAAGCAGCUGCUCAUGGUUGGCCUUGGUAUGGUGAUCACAAAGAAGCAAGGUAGAGAUACGACGGCAGUUGCCGGUGCAGCACCAGAGGGUUUCUGAAGUUGUAUCAGUGUGCUUACCGUUCUGCAUAAUCAUGGAGGUCGUACCUGCCCAUCCCAUUGAUGAUGCACUUCGACGGUGUAAAUGCUAUACAGAUUCAAACUUUGUUACUUGGAAGACGUGUGAUGGAAUGGUGGGGGCUGUGUUGGUCUGUACCUUUUCAUUACAUAAUUGAAGGUUUGUGCUGCAAACAACCUUUUAAUUCAAACAUACUUUGCAUUGCGAUAUGCUCCUUAACACAUUGUAAUUCCGAAGUCCCUACAGAUCAUUCAUCUUUGUCACUAAA
Molecule: messenger RNA, 1278 nt
Organism: Musa acuminata subsp. malaccensis (wild Malaysian banana)
Lineage: Eukaryota; Viridiplantae; Streptophyta; Magnoliopsida; Zingiberales; Musaceae
Product: probable protein S-acyltransferase 15
Molecular function (GO): palmitoyltransferase activity
Source: RefSeq, a predicted model, not a curated record